AUGAUCCAACUUUCGAAUGACCGAUGGAACAUACAGGUUGCUGUUGUUGAGAUGCUCCAUUCAGCAAAUAGCUUCCACGACAUCAAACCGUAUCCUUCACUUACCGCAAGGAAUACAUCCCCCGAAGUUCAUGAUAUUCUGUACUCGAGACAAGACACACAGAGAAUGACUGAGUACCUCCACAGUCAGCUGCAACCAGAACUCCAACAUAAAAUCGUUUGGUUUCACUCCGGAAUGAUGCAGGAAUUCAGAACUGACAUGAUGGCGAAAGUUUGCGCAGCAGUGAAUUAUGGGUAUGUGUUGUACAGAUGCUGCAGGAAUGGUCAGUUUGUUCUGUCUCACUGGUCUUAG
Suillus subalutaceus is the source of this 351-nucleotide messenger RNA. RefSeq lists its product as uncharacterized. Bases 1 to 351 code for a protein of 116 amino acids. NCBI's taxonomy places the organism in Eukaryota, Fungi, Basidiomycota, Agaricomycetes, Boletales, Suillaceae. The transcript has a single exon. The record is from RefSeq and is a predicted model, not a curated record.